Molecule: messenger RNA, 1294 nt
Organism: Populus euphratica (Euphrates poplar)
Lineage: Eukaryota; Viridiplantae; Streptophyta; Magnoliopsida; Malpighiales; Salicaceae
Exons: 1
Coding region: 277-924 (215 amino acids)
Source: RefSeq, a predicted model, not a curated record
UUUUUCUCAUCUUCUCCCCUAUAUAAAUAGGACAGAACCCCCUCCCCUCUCCUUCACAGCCACAUCUUUUCAUUUCAAAAAAUCCCAACCACCACGUCCUCCUCCUCCUUCCCCUUCUCUCUUCUUCCUUCCUUUCCCUUCCAUUUAAUAGAGGAGAAAGAAAGGAAAAGGCCAGACAGACAGACAUAACAACAAUAACCCUAACAGAUUCUUGUAAAUUUUUCUUCUCUUCUUGUCUAGUCUAGUCAUUAUUAUUGUUGUUUGUUUAAAUUUAUUAUGGGGACUGAGGUUUUGAGACCACAAGAUUGUCUGACUGAAAGAACAAGAGUUUCUCCCUGUCGGAGGAGGAAUUAUUACUAUGGAAAUGGGAACGGGAACUUUGCAAACCCUAGCGUUUAUAGCUCUAACAACAACCGCAACAAUCCUAGGUUCAAUAGAAAACCAACAACGGUUCGGUCUGAUAGAUCUGACCAGAGAAAGAAACAAUCAGAGCCGUCGGUUUCAAAGAAAUCACGCUCUGUUGAUGAUUUUGUCAAGAUCUGUAAGAAUAACAGCAGCAACAACAAAGGGAUGGAGAAAGUGACUAUUUUGCGGCGAGGAGAGUCGCUAGAUUCGAAGAUCAAGAGCAGCGAGACUGCGUCUGCGACUGUUUCCUCGAAGAAGGAACAAGGAAAUGGUGGAGAUUUGGUUGUUACUAAUACGGAUAGAUUGGGUCCGGACCCCAAAAUGGUUUCAAAACAGAUGAGGAACGUGGAUCUUAGGCCUCCGGUGGCUGGGAAUUGUGAUAUUUACGCCGGAUCGGCCUUUUCAGUAUCUCCGCCACCGAGUUCGCUUCCCUUACCGUUGUUCUCAAAGAAGAAGCAUCUGUCGGUUGAUGACUCAGCCACCAGAGACCUCAGGCGUUUGCUUCGGCUCGAUAUUUGAGAUCCGAGUAGAAUCUUUCGGGUCCGGAUUCGGGUUGCCCUUUUCUUUCCAUGUUAAUCUCUCUAGCCUCUAUGUUUCGUCUUUGAUACGCUUCCCUUGAUUUCCGGGAUCCUCCCGUCAGCUUUUUACAAAACUGGAGGCAGAUCUGGAAAUCAGGGAAAAAUACGGGGGCGAAUCAGUUAAAUUUGUGGUGUUAUGUAAUAUUGGGUUGAUCCGAGGGCUGUUUUUUAAAAUGGGUUGUAUGGGUAAAUAGGGAGUUGUCUAGGGUGGAGAAAUGAAAAAAAGGAGGAAAUUGGGGGGGUGGAUGUUGUAAUAUUUGGGAGUUAGGGUUGUGAGAGAAGGAAUGGGUGGAAGUCUUUGUUAGGCCACC